UUGAUAUACAGUAGGAGAGACUUGAAUUUAAAUAAAAUGAUUGAAAUUGUCAUAGAUACCAGGGGUUUGUCUGCAGUAGCACAAAGUGAACCAGCGCAUCCUGAAAUCAAGACAUCUGUGCCAGGACCGAAAACCAAGGCUUUACUGAAAGAUCUAUCAUCACUACAGCAAGCUGAUUCAGUCCAGUUGUUUGCUGACUAUGACAAGAGUUUUGGUAACUACUUCGUAGAUGCGGAUGGAAAUACGUUUUUGGAUGCAUUUACUCAGAUCUCGUCGAUACCGAUUGGUUAUAACCAUCCGGAGCUAUUGAAGGCGUUUAAUGAAGAACAUGCUCUGCGUUCGCUCAUAAAUCGGCCGGCGCUUGGCGUUUUCCCGGGGUCCGAUUGGCCUCAGAAGUUACGGAGCGUGUUGAUGGAGGUAGCGCCCUCUGGCUUGAAUGGUGUUGCCACCAUGAUGUGUGGUUCCUGUUCAAACGAGAACGCCUACAAGACGGUAUUCAUGUGGUAUCGGAAGAAGGAACGCUGCGGGAAGAUUGACUUCACCGAAGAAGAGAUGACUUCUUGCAUGGACAACCGUCCGCCCGGUGCUCCUAAACUAUCUAUUUUAUCAUUCAAGGGUGCUUUCCACGGACGUACAUUCGGCGCCCUGAGCACUACUCGUUCGAAACCCAUUCACAAGUUGGAUUGUCCCGCUUUCGACUGGCCUGUAGCUCCAUUUCCCAGAUACAAGUAUCCGCUAGAAGAAAAUCAGAGGGAAAACGACAAAGAGGAUGAGAAAUGCCUGGAGCAAGUAGCGGACGUUAUUGAGCAGUAUAAGAAGAAAUCGAACCCAGUGGCGGGCGUCAUAGUGGAGCCCAUACAAUCUGAGGGCGGAGAUCAUGAAGCGUCUCCGGCAUUCUUCCAGAAGUUACAGAAGAUUUGUAAUCAGAAUGGAGUAGCUUUGAUAAUGGACGAAGUUCAGACAGGCUGUGGUCCGACCGGUCGUAUGUGGUGCUACCAACACUUCGACUUGCCAUCACCACCCGAUGUAGUCACAUUCAGUAAGAAGAUGCUAACCGGAGGAUUCUACUUCAAUGUUGAGACUAAGCCAUCACAUGCAUACAGAGUGUUUAACACUUGGAUGGGAGAUCCUGGCAAGUUGAUAUUGUUGGAGAAGGUGUUGAACGUUAUCAAAAAUGAAAAAUUACUUGAAAAUGUCAAUGAAACAGGAAACGUUCUCAAGUGCGGUUUACACCAAUUGGAGAAAGAAUUCCCUAAUCUGGUGAAUAGUGUGCGAGGGCGAGGGACUUUCCUGGCAUUUAAUUCCUGUACUACUGAAUGUAGGGACAAAAUCAACGCCGAUCUCAAGAAGAAUGGUGUGUUGGGAGGUGUUUGUGGCGAAUUUGCCAUUCGUCUAAGACCAGCCCUAGUGUUCCGGAAGAAACACGCUGAAAUUUAUUUGGACAUCCUCCGGAAAACUUUGAAGGCAAUAUAA
Molecule: messenger RNA, 1473 nt
Organism: Danaus chrysippus (African queen)
Lineage: Eukaryota; Metazoa; Arthropoda; Insecta; Lepidoptera; Nymphalidae
Source: the annotation of a GenBank genome assembly